CAGGUUUAGUGUGGUCGGCUACAAUAUUAGUAUUCGGGCUGACGGCUCAUGCGCGAGGCUAAUCUUCCUGAUGGAGUCUAACUAUAUAGGUGCUGGAGCUAUACUGGCUGUUACGAGGCUAUAUAAGGCUUGCAAGGCCCGCGGCCCGCCGUAGUGUGAACGUGGCAGCGCUCCUAACCCACGGUCCGCUGCGCGAAUAAACGAUCGCACGAAAGCAAUCAAAUCAAUUACCUACUUUAUUUUGUUGCAAAUUACCGAGGUGAAGGCUGUGUUUUUGUUUGAAAUCUUGUUUUUGUGAGGAAUUAUACUAGAAACCAUGGAGGCGGGUGAUUUCAAAGAUUUCGCUAAGGCGAUGACUGACUACAUCGCCGAGUACUUGGAGAACAUAAGGGACAGGCAAGUGGUGCCAUCAGUGAAGCCCGGCUACCUGCGGCCGCUCGUCCCUGAACAGGCCCCCGAGCAGCCUGAGCCGUGGACCGCCGUGAUGGCAGACAUCGAGCGAGUCGUCAUGACCGGCGUCACCCACUGGCACUCGCCGCGCUUCCACGCCUACUUCCCCACUGCGAACUCCUACCCUGCCAUUGUGGCUGAUAUGCUGAGUGGCGCUAUCGCCUGCAUCGGAUUUACUUGGAUCGCUAGUCCCGCAUGUACCGAGCUGGAAGUAGUCAUGUUAGACUGGCUGGGCCAGAUGUUGGGUCUGCCGGAGGAGUUCUUGGCGCGCUCGGGCGGUGAGGCCGGCGGCGUGAUCCAGGGAACUGCCAGCGAGGCUACCCUCGUGGCUCUCCUCGGGGCCAAGUCCAGAGUUAUGCAUAGAGUUCGCGAGCAACAUCCAGACUGGACCGACUCGGAUAUACUUUCCAAGCUUGUGGGAUAUUGCAAUAAGCAAGCGCACUCAUCGGUGGAGCGCGCCGGACUCCUCGGCGGAGUGAAGUUGCGCUCCCUGCAGCCGGACGGCAAGCGGCGGCUCCGCGCCGACAUCCUCCGCGACGCAAUCAGGGAAGACAAGGCCAAAGGACUUAUACCCUUCUACGUUGUGGCAACCCUUGGCACAACGUCGUCUUGCACCUUCGAUGCGCUUGAUGAGAUCGGUGACGUUUGUGCGGAGGACGACAACCUCUGGCUCCACGUCGACGCUGCGUACGCCGGUUCUGCGUUCAUCUGCCCCGAAUACCGUUACCUGAUGAAGGGUGUCGAGAAGGCUGACUCCUUCAACUUCAACCCGCACAAGUGGAUGUUGGUUAACUUUGACUGCUCAGCCAUGUGGCUCAAGCAGCCGCGCUGGAUCGUCGACGCUUUCAACGUGGACCCUCUGUACCUGAAACAUGACCAGCAGGGAUCCGCUCCCGACUACCGCCACUGGCAAAUUCCCUUGGGCCGUCGAUUCAGAGCCCUCAAGCUCUGGUUCGUUUUGAGACUAUACGGAGUAGAGAACCUUCAAAAACACAUUAGGAAGCAUAUCGCGUUAGCACAUCUUUUCGAAAAGCUGUGCUUGGAAGACGAGAGAUUUGAGAUAGUUGAAGAGGUGACGAUGGGUUUGGUUUGUUUCAAAUUAAAGGAGAGUAAUGAGGUUAACGAGGAGCUGCUGAGAAUGAUUAACGGACGGGGCAGAAUUCACCUCGUGCCGUCGAAGAUCGAUGAUGUGUACUUCUUGAGGCUUGCUGUCUGCUCACGUUUCACCGAGGAGAAGGACAUCCAGGAGUCGUGGGAGGAAGUGAAGGCUUCAGCCGAUGAAAUCCUUAAGAAACUUAAAAAGUAGACAAACGACAUCGCAAAAGUGUUUAAGGCAGGUGCUGAGCAUUUACCCGAUCAAGCUCUAAAUACCAAGUAUAUGUUAUAUCAAUAGAGUAAGUUUUUGAAAACAUGGAGUUCCACUGAGCAGAGUAGUCAAAACAUUGAAAUCAGGAUGAA
Cydia splendana is the source of this 1908-nucleotide messenger RNA. Its product is annotated as aromatic-L-amino-acid decarboxylase. Gene Ontology annotation, cellular component: cytoplasm. Gene Ontology annotation, biological process: catecholamine metabolic process; amino acid metabolic process; serotonin biosynthetic process. Bases 317 to 1756 code for a protein of 479 amino acids. NCBI's taxonomy places the organism in Eukaryota, Metazoa, Arthropoda, Insecta, Lepidoptera, Tortricidae. The transcript is spliced from 6 exons. Gene Ontology annotation, molecular function: pyridoxal phosphate binding; aromatic-L-amino-acid decarboxylase activity. The record is from RefSeq and is a predicted model, not a curated record.